UUUCAAAACUUUCCACAGAAGAAAGAAUUCUAGAGAGAGAGAGAGAGAGAAAUGGCUCCCAAGAAGCGUUCAGGGAAAGGGGUUACCUCUGUGGUGAAGACAUUCCAGAGUACAGUAGUGGAAGAAACAGUAGUCACUGUAGUACGAACCAAACAGAAACGUCCACCCAGAGGAGAGAAAGAGGAUACACCAUUGAAGACCAUCCCUGUUGAGGACACAUCACAACAAGUAGAGAGAGAAGAAGAAGAAGAAGAAGAAGAAGAAGAAGAAGUUUCAGAUCUACAAGAAGAUCAGGAAGUCCCUACUAAGGCUACUAGUCCACCAAAACUUGGAGACCCACAAAAGAAACAAGAAGAAGAGGAGGAGGAAAAGAAAAAGAAAAAGAAGAGCAAGGCACGAAGAGGGAAAGGGAGGGGAAAGAAAACAACCCAAAAAGGGAAAAGGAAUCUGAAGGAGAGGAGAAAAGUGGGUGGUGGUGGUGGUGUGGGUUAUAAGAGAUAUGUGUAUAAGGUUAUGAAGCAAGUUCAUCCAGACAUGGGUAUAUCUUCGAAAGCGAUGACGAUACUGAAUAAUUUUAUGACGGACAUGUUCGAGAGGUUGGCCGGGGAGGGGGCGAAGCUGACCGAUUACUCGAGGCGGAGGACGUUGUCGUCGAGGGAGAUUCAGGGAGCGGUGAAGCUGGUUUUGCCGGGAGAGCUUGGGAAGCAUGCUAUGGUUGAGGGGACUAAGGCCGUCACUAACUAUUUGUCCUACACAGGUGGACGGUCUUAAGUCAGAAUUUUAAUUUCCAGGCAAUUUUGGUUUUGUUGCUUUUUCUAUUUACAGUCAUUUUUUUGCCCAUCGUGUGGAAGCAGUGAAAAGAGUACCUGGAAGAAGUUUCUUUUGCUAUGUUGGUCAUGUUACAGUAUUCAGUGAAAAUAGUACCUGUGUGGAAGCAGUGAAAGAAAAAAAAAAUGUUUUUAGUUGUGGCUUUGAUUUUUUUUUUUUUUGGUUUGUUUAGUUGAUUUAAUGGCCUUUGAUCUGGUGGCGUGUAGGGUGGUAUGGCCCACUAGUCUGACAUGGUUGGUUUUGUAUAUGUAUUCAUGCGUUUUUAUUGGUUAUUUAUAUUAUUAUAUAUGUGAGUAUCGUGUUUCUUAUAUUCGCUUGUCUCGCUGUUUCAUGUUAAUGUUGGAAUGUUUUGGCGUCCUAAUUUAUUAUAUUUGGGAAAAAUAGGCGAGUUAGGAAUCUUAAAUGGCAAUUCAGUCAAGUUUAA
This is a messenger RNA of Cornus florida, 1252 nucleotides long. RefSeq lists its product as uncharacterized. The transcript has a single exon. The record is from RefSeq and is a predicted model, not a curated record. The coding region runs from base 52 to 771 and encodes 239 amino acids. Gene Ontology annotation, molecular function: DNA binding; protein heterodimerization activity; structural constituent of chromatin. Gene Ontology annotation, biological process: nucleosome assembly. Lineage: Eukaryota; Viridiplantae; Streptophyta; Magnoliopsida; Cornales; Cornaceae. Gene Ontology annotation, cellular component: nucleosome.